Messenger RNA from Chondrus crispus (carragheen), 345 nucleotides. RefSeq lists its product as hypothetical. The transcript has 2 exons. The record is from RefSeq and is a predicted model, not a curated record. Lineage: Eukaryota; Rhodophyta; Florideophyceae; Gigartinales; Gigartinaceae. The annotation marks the transcript as partial.
CUUCCUUUUCUUUUAAUUCUGCCACAUCCAGAGUCUAUAUCAGAAGAGUCAGCUCUCGGUCAAGCCAUUGAUCUUGGAUUAGGGGAUUUUGCGGCAUUUACUGGCAUUGAGCAAGAUCAAUUUAACGGUGAUUCAGAUAGUGAGGACGAUCGCUCUACUGUGCCAGCGAAAGACCGGACAGGACGCAAACCGUCGCUUGCUCGGUAUCGCGGAACAUUAGAAGCUCUAUCUAACGAACUCAGUUGUAUUAUGACGGACGCGAAUCUAGUUCAAUCGGGGCUGCCUUCGAGCAUCAAGUCAAUUCUGUAUGAGGAACAAAGCCGCUGCGCAUUUCGGCCUCGAUAA